AUGGUAUCUAAGCGCAAUCAAUUCGCGAUUGCUGGUUCGAUUUUGGCUGGAGCAGUUUUCAUCAUCUGUCUCUUCAUUGUUUUGGAUAGCACAGGUCUUAUGUUUAUGACUACCCCAGAAACUCAAACCCAGGGCCCAUUGUCCCAGGCACUGGGACUUCAGAAGCCAGUAAAAAAGGCCGCCAGAAACGCGUUUCAUAAGUGUGAGCCUGGAUUGGUCAAGUUCGGAACCACGAUCGGCUCCCUGGAUAGCUUGGACUACAAGCCGGAUGUUGUUAAGCUUCAAGGCAUGUGUAGAUCUCUGGAGAACUGCUUCAAUGAAACUGGAGUCGAGCCAACCAGAUGUCGUACAUCGGAUGAUGAUAUUCCAUGGGCGUUCCAAGUUUGCUGUGACAUUGUGGAUGCCGCUGCCAUUAAACAUGAAGUAUCGAAGAUCUGCUGGGAGGUGUUCUUUGCGAAAAUGUGUACUUUUCUCAAACAACUAUUCUACACCAGUUUAUUCGCGUCGGUUGCUAUCGGCUUAUCUGUCUACGUAGUGAUUCCAUUGGCUACACAAGCUGAGAAUUAUAUGCAGCAUCGUUCCGAGUGCUCAGCCGUUGCUGAUUCGUUUGAUCGCCGUUUCAAUGAUUUCCAAGAAUCCUACAUGAAAAUGAAUCUGGGCAGUCGUUCGGAUCUUCUGAUCCACCGAAGCACCUGUGGUAUCCUUGGAACCUGCAUCUCCGCCCUCAAAAACUGCUCCAACAUCGAUAUAAGCCUCCUGGAGUACCAGGAGAAAACUGUCAACGACUGCUGUGAUUUUGGAUAUCAUCUGUUCAAGAAAGCCAUUGCCUACUCGAAACGUGAUUUUGAAUUAGCGGAGAGAAUGAUGAAGAUGAUAGUAUUGCUUAUUUCCAUCUUCAUAACCUCAUUUGCAUUUGCCGAAAAGGAUUGCUCAAUUGCAGAUAGCUUUCAAGCAAUCUCGUGUAGAUUACGCGCCUCCGAAUUCGCUGGAACAUUCGACAAACUUGACGAGUCUGAUUCAGAAAAAAUGAGCGAGUUCCGAAGAUCGUGCAAAUCAAACAAUAAUUGUAUAGAUGAAAUCGGUCAUUGCAUUCAAGAUGAGCAGGCUACAAAAGGGCUCAACGCGAUACAAAGCUUUUGCUCAAUCAUGAACUUCUUAUCAACUGAAAUGACGGAUUGCGAUGAGCAAUGGGAUCAAGAGGAAUCGGAGUGCUACGCCUCGUGGAAUCCAUUUCAAAAUGAUAAAGAUUUGAGAGAAGGAAAUGAUGUGGAAGGUGUCUGCGGCCAAUUCUUUGGACGGAACAACUGCUUGAAACAAGAGAUUGUGGAUACUUGUGGUUCUCGAGAUUGGCAGAAAUUCAAAAAUUACUUCUUGGAGCUCAACGAUGCAGUGAAGCAGUGUGAUUUUUAUGGAACUAUUUGA
Caenorhabditis briggsae is the source of this 1422-nucleotide messenger RNA. The record is from RefSeq and is a predicted model, not a curated record. The coding region runs from base 1 to 1422 and encodes 473 amino acids. NCBI's taxonomy places the organism in Eukaryota, Metazoa, Nematoda, Chromadorea, Rhabditida, Rhabditidae. The transcript is spliced from 7 exons.